ACUACUCUAGUGUCUGCGUGAUGAAAUCUUGUGCUAGUUCGAGCAAGCACACUUGAUUGUCAAUUACGUUGUAUAAAAGUAUGAAUAUAUAUUUACUUAUUUAUGUGACGUCAUCUCAUCGAUCACUGAUAUUUUUAUUUAACACAUAUUGCUGGUAAAUUUUACAAUAAAUACAAUAAAUUUUUCUGAUAAUUAUGCCAAGAAGACGCAAAGUACCCAGAAAUAAAUCAGCUGUUAAUUCAAGGCUGAGUGGUGAAGAGCCUACUAGAAUGUCGGAGAAUAGGCGCGAGUCAGUGGAAGCUGAUGAACCACCUGUACCUAAUCACGUGGAUAAAAAUUCAUCUACAAGCAAUAGAAAGACAGACGUGCAUGAGUUAGAUUACGCAGAAAAUGAAUUAGAGCAAUUGAUUAUCACCAGAUUAUUUAAUGACAUCCGAUUCUCAGACGAUGUUGUUUCCGUGUUGCCGGAUCGCUCUUGGGCUAUUCACUGCACUGAGGAACCAGUUAAAAGAAUUGUUGUCAGUGAAAUUUCGAUGGUUAAUUUUCAUGGUAGAGGCUUUGAGCCUUUUUAUGUCAAGCAGAUUAUUUUUGACGAGAAACUGAACUUCGAAUUAUUUUUAAUCAACUCAAGGACGGUAUUAAAAGACAAACCAGCAUAUAUAAGAAGCAUCACAGACUUCGAGUCACUCCUAGAUUACGUAAGCGGUAUGAAACUCUGCGCCGGAGGCCCAGAGUUCACCAAGUACAGCAACGUGAGUCCCGAAUGCGCGUACAAGGACCCUUACAGCAAGUGGAGGCACAAUUUGUGCACCUUGGAGGUCAACGAGGCCGACGUCUGCGAAGCCUGUGAGUCUUUAGACGAAAUUCUGAAGCGCCACUCGCAGAGAACUAAGUCGCCUCUCAAGUCCCGCAAUAACGUGGUUGCGACUAAGAGGAAAAAAUUCUAAGAUCUAAAGAUUUAAAGCUAGUGAUUUAAAAAAUCUAUUUUAUAUUUCAGAUUAAAUAAUAUAUAUGUCUUCAAUCAAUAGAAAAAAUUUCAAUUUGACGUUUUUUAUCUUCCAGUAAUUGUUUUAAUAAUUGUUUAAAAGAUUGUAUGCCCGUUACUUGUUUUGUAUCAUACAUGUAAAUAAAUAAUUUACAUAUAAUUUUAUAAUUUAUAUUUGAUAUGCAAGUAUUAUAUUAUAUAUUUUUUUAAUAAGGCUUCUUGCCUUUAUUAAUCCGCAAAAAUUACUCAUGUCAAAAUUUCUCUGUAAAAAUUUCCCAUAGAAAAAUAUCUUAAGUACAAUAAUUUCUCAAAACAAAAUUACUCACCGCAUAAAUUAAUCUGACGAAAAUAUAUUCGAAGAUAUUUUUUCCAUGAGAAAAUAUUGCUAAGAUAAAAUAUUGCAAAAGAAAUUUUGUCGUAGAUAAUUAUUCCAUGAAAAAUAAAAGACCUUUUAAUAAUUAA
Molecule: messenger RNA, 1447 nt
Organism: Cotesia glomerata
Lineage: Eukaryota; Metazoa; Arthropoda; Insecta; Hymenoptera; Braconidae
Exons: 4
Coding region: 195-947 (250 amino acids)
Source: RefSeq, a predicted model, not a curated record